AUGAGCUCUUUGGAGAUACCAUUCCUUCCAAAGGGCAGACUGCCGCACUCCGAAGAGUCUACUCGCGACGAAGAUACUGUUGACUCUGCCGCGGAUACAUUUUCAAUCCACAAACAUGGCCGGCGUCAAGGCCGCCUCGACAGUGCAGCAGCCCGCGCCAUUACGAUCCUCCUGGCGCUUUGGGGACUGGGGUCUCUCCCUAUCCAACUGUUCCACCUCAUAAGGCCGCCCGCAGCCUCUCACGACGUCUACCGGCCCGAAACGCUGACCCCAGAUCUGAACCUCUGCGACUGCGGACGCACAAUCGACGAAGCCAUCGCCCGAAAAUGCGUCUACGAUUCUCUGGCAACCGCCUGGCUCCCUCCUCACUGCCGGGACGAUGCGCUGACGGCGGAAUUUGACCGGUCUGGUCCUGGCUCCGACGGCUCCUGGCCGUACUAUGCGGACGCGAACGGCACGAUUCCAAUCGGCAAGGCGCAGAUUGCGCUACUGGGCGACGGGCAACGGAGCUUCUGGAGCUUGCGGGAGUGGCAUAUUGCACACUGCUUGUUUUACUGGGAGAAGUUGGUCCGGAUGCGUGAGACGGGAGCGGUGAUGGAGCGACGCUUCGAUACGGCCAAUCAUGCGCGGCAUUGUAGGCGGCUGGUGAUGAAUCCUUCUAUGUUCCAUAAGCAACUUGUUGAGGUGCCGGUUAUGAUGAGCUCGGGGACUGAGGAGGUCAUGAACGGGCACGAGCAUGAGCACGGUCAUCGCGAAGAGAUUGAAGGUAGAUAG
This is a messenger RNA of Aspergillus mulundensis, 774 nucleotides long. RefSeq lists its product as uncharacterized. The record is from RefSeq and is a predicted model, not a curated record. NCBI's taxonomy places the organism in Eukaryota, Fungi, Ascomycota, Eurotiomycetes, Eurotiales, Aspergillaceae. The transcript has a single exon. The coding region runs from base 1 to 774 and encodes 257 amino acids.